AUGGAUAGAGACGAACUAUCACUCCCAGAAGAAAUUCUUUCGACUACGUCUUCAUCUUCAUCAUUCGUACCAGUUGAUCAAAUUCAAGAUGCUAUUCAAAUCAUUGAUGAAAAUAAACAAUUCAAUCAAGAAAUCUUGUCCUACAUAAAGAAAACUACUAAGACUGUUGGCAAUGAUUAUCAUAUCAUUUCUGUGUUUGGAUCUCAAUCGACUGGGAAAUCAACUUUAUUAAAUCGGUUAUUUAAUACCAAUUUCGAUGUCAUGGAAGAAUCAAGACGUCAACAAACUACCAAGGGGAUCUGGUUAGCUAGUUCACCUAUUAUCUCCAAUUCAAAAUCAAGUACUAAACAACAACAAGUUGAUGAAGGUGAUUCUAUUCUUGUUAUGGAUGUUGAAGGUACUGAUGGUAGAGAAAGAGGUGAAGAUCAAGAUUUUGAAAGGAAAGCUGCUCUAUUCGCUAUGGCAACUUCAGAAAUUUUGAUUCUUAAUAUUUGGGAAACUCAAAUUGGUUUAUAUCAAGGAGCUAACUUGGGAUUAUUAAAAACGGUAUUUGAAGUUAAUAUAUCAUUAUUUGGAAAAUCAAAAUUAGAAAAGACAAAUGAUCAUAAAGUUUUAUUAUUAAUUGUUAUAAGAGAUCAUAUUGGUACUACUCCCAAGGAAAAUUUAGCUGAUAUUAUCGUUCAAGAUUUAAAUCAAAUUUGGGAUACAUUGAAUAUCCCAACUGAAUUAAGUCAUUUGAAAUUUAAUGAUUUUUUUGAUAUUGAUUUCCAUGCGUUACGUCAUAAAGUUUUACAACCUAAAGAAUUCAUGGAAGAUAUUUAUGAAUUAGGAAAUGAAUUCAAAGGGUUAUUCAAACCUAAUUAUCAUCAUAAUAUCCCUAUUGAUGGUUGGACUUUAUAUGCUGAGAAUUGUUGGAAUCAAAUUAAUAAUAAUAAAGAUUUGGAUUUACCUACACAACAAAUUUUAGUGGCUAAAUUUAAAUGUGAUGAAAUUAUUUCCACUAUAUUUGAUGAAUUUUUAGUCAAAUUUAAUGAAUUACCAAAUUUGAUUAAUGGAGAUUAUGAAAAUUUUGGUCUUUUAUUGAUUGAUUUAAGAGAUGAUAUUUUGGAAAAUUAUAAAUCAUUAGCAUCAAAAUAUAAUAAAAGUGUAUUUGAACAAAAGGAAUUAACUUUAAAGGAUAAAUUGAAUGGGAAAUUUAAAGAAAUCUUUGAUACCCAAGUUAAAUUAUUGUUGGAAACUAAUAUUAAUAAAUUUAAAUCCACCAUGAUUGAAUAUUCCGGAUCGAAAACGUUUUAUAAUCAAACUUUAACUUUACAAAAGGGAAUCAGUCAAGAUUUUAAUCAACAAAUCAAACAUAUUUCUUUGAAUGACGAUCUUUCUUAUGAUCAUCAUGUGGAAGAAUUUAAUACUCAAAUCAAUAAUCUUAUUCAAAAACAACAAGUUCUUGAAUUGCAAAAUAUUUUAAAUAAAUCACUUAAGAAAUUAAAUAAUGGAUUGAAUAAGUAUUUACAAUUUGAAUUGAAUGAUCCAAAGGCUGACCUUUGGGAUAAUGUGUUACUGAAAUUCAAUCAAAUCAAUGAAGAAUUAUUCACUAAUUAUACCUCAAGUGAAGGUAAGAUUGAUUUUGGAUUAGGUACUACUGACCAAAUUAAUAAAGAUUCGAUUGCGAAAUUUAAAUUUAAAUCAUGGGUUAAAUUUUAUGAAAUUAAUCAUAAAUUAAUCAGUAAAACCAAUCUUUUGACAUUAUUAAAGGAUAGAUUUGAUGAUAAAUUUAGAUAUGAUGAAAAUGGAUUACCCAAAUUAUACAUUGAUGCUCAUGAAUUAGAAGUUCAAUUUGAUAAAUCAAAGAGUUUUUCCUUGGAUAUCUUACCUAUUUUAUCCCUUGCUACUUUGAAAGAUGGUAGUGAAAUCUUACCUGAAUUUGAUAUUUUCAAUAAAACAUUAAGAAUCAAGUAUCUUGGAAAAGAACAAGUUGAACAAGAUGAUGAUGAUGAAGAAGACGAUGAUGAAGAUAAAUGUUUUGCUGAAAAUAUCACUGAACAAGAAAAAUCGGAAAUUUUAACUAAAUUCAAGAAAGAAAUCGAUGCUAAAUUCAUUGAAACCAAGAGAUCCAUUGUGCAACAUAUUACUCAAAUCCCAUACUACAUUUAUUUAAUCAUCGUUGCAUUGGGAUGGAAUGAAUUCAUGGCUAUACUUCGAAAUCCAUUAUUAUUUUCGUUAUUAAUUAUCAUUGUGGCUGGGGUAUAUAUAUUAUAUCAAUUAAAUUUAUUAAGACCGGCAUUAAUUGUGGUACAAAGAUUAAUUGAUGAAGUUAUAAAUGUCACCAAAGAGAAAUUAAGAGAAGUUUUAAUUGAUGAUUAUCAACCUUCCGGAAGAAGAUUAGAAAGAAUUAGUAAGAAUAAAUUGGAAUUUGAAAAUAAAAAUGAUAAUGAUGAUGAUGAUGAUCAAGGUGAAACGAUUGAAUUACAAGAUUUAAAAUCAAGUACAUAG
Molecule: messenger RNA, 2490 nt
Organism: Scheffersomyces coipomensis
Lineage: Eukaryota; Fungi; Ascomycota; Pichiomycetes; Serinales; Debaryomycetaceae
Gene: NAG6
Product: dynamin-like GTPase
Exons: 1
Coding region: 1-2490 (829 amino acids)
Biological process (GO): endoplasmic reticulum membrane fusion
Cellular component (GO): endoplasmic reticulum
Molecular function (GO): GTP binding; GTPase activity
Source: RefSeq, a predicted model, not a curated record